AUGAUAUAAUUCCUCAAUCUAUUUAGAUAACUACUUAGAGUAAUGUUUAUAUGCUCUAUUUUAUUAGUGCCUUAUUUGGAACAUCAAUAUUAUUUGGAGGAAUUCAAGCAUUUUAUAGUAUAAUUGAUACACUCUAAAUUUUAGCGAAAAAUCCCCCAUUUCAUACUUUAUCCUAUCUGACAUUAUCAAAACUUAAUUAACUUAUAAUUUGUAGACAUAUUUUGACGUUUUUGGGUUUGCCUAAAUUUAUUUUAUUGAAAAAAAAUAUUAGAUAUUUAAGGUAUUAUUGAUUUAAUUCUUUAUUAAUUCAUUCUAAAAAAAUACCAACAAAAGUAGCUAGAGAAAAAUUGAAAUAAUCUCGGCCUCAUCAAUCAUUACUGUUUGGAUUUCUCUCUUUAUUAUCCAUGUAAAUGUAAUAGUUAUAUCUAAAAUCUUCUAUAAAAUAAAAUGUAAGUUUUUCUCUGAAUCUGAAAUUGAAAAUUAAUUGCUUGUAAAAUUAAGUUUCUAGUAUAAUAUUUAGCUGUUAAGUAUUUUAUUAAUAUUUAUUUUAUAUUAUCAUUUCAGAACUCUUCUAUAGUUUAAUUUUAAGAGUUUAUAUGGCAAUAGCAUAUGAUUUUGCAUUUAGUAAAAUACUUUAAUUAUAUCCCUUAGAACUUUAUUCACCAAAUAUUUUUAUUAGUUAUAGCUCUUUUUUAGCUUGCAUUGGAAUUACAAUAUAUCGUUUUCGCAUUUAUUAUAUUAUUUAAUUAGAAAUACUCUUUUAAAUGCAAAUAUAAAAAGAGAAAAAAUGAGGCAGUUUUUUGAAAGAAUUGAAUUAAAUCAAUUUCCAAAUAUUAUAAAGCAAUUCUCUUAAUCAAAAACUAUUUUUAUGAUUUUAUUAAUUUUCACUUUUGAAUUUUCAAUUUUUUAAAUAGGUGGCAUUACAUUUUUAUCAAUAUCUAUGAUUUUAUAUUUAUUCAAAUAUGUUCAGUUAUAAGAUAAAUCAGAAUAUUUAAAAUAAUUAUUUGUGAAGUUAACAUUUCUUUAGCACUUAUUAGUUUGA
Messenger RNA from Paramecium sonneborni, 1042 nucleotides. Lineage: Eukaryota; Ciliophora; Oligohymenophorea; Peniculida; Parameciidae. The record is from the annotation of a GenBank genome assembly.